Molecule: messenger RNA, 1605 nt
Organism: Penicillium nucicola
Lineage: Eukaryota; Fungi; Ascomycota; Eurotiomycetes; Eurotiales; Aspergillaceae
Product: putative prenylcysteine lyase
Exons: 2
Coding region: 1-1605 (534 amino acids)
Biological process (GO): prenylated protein catabolic process; prenylcysteine catabolic process
Molecular function (GO): prenylcysteine oxidase activity
Source: RefSeq, a predicted model, not a curated record
AUGGCGACACACUAUAUUUCGUUGCUUCUCCCCUUCCUAGCUAUUCUCCUAUCUUUCUGCAAUGCCGCAGAGCAACAACCACUCCAAGCCGUAGAUACAACCCCAAAGAAGGUAGCAAUCAUCGGAGCCGGAGCCGCAGGCUCAUUUACAGCAUACGAAUUGCGCAAGCUUGCAAAUGAAGCCAACACCCCUGUGGAGAUCACAGUCUACGAGCGUGAAUCAUAUAUCGGCGGCCGCUCGACAACAGUAAAUGUCUUCGAUGAUCCUACUUACCCAAUUGAACUGGGCGCGUCCAUCUUCGUCCAGGUCAAUUACAACUUGGUCAAUGCUUCCCGCGACCUAGGUCUGUCAGUUCGCAGCGCUGACUAUGCCCGGCCACGAGAGGCCGAUGACAACAUUGGCAUCUGGGACGGGUCCCAAUUUGUGUUUGUGUUGCAAGACACGUACAGCUGGUGGAAUAUUGGCCGGCUUUUCUGGCGGUAUGGACUUGCGCCGCUGCGCACCCAGAACCUGAUGAAGAGGAUUGUUGGUCAGUUCUUGCGGCUGUACGAGGAGCCUUUAUUUCCUUUCCGCUCGCUUUCUGAGGCGGCUGUUGUGGCGGAUUUGUUGAAUGCGACUGCGUCCUCUGGCGAAGAAUUUCUCCACGCCAAUGAUGUUGGGUCUCUUUUUGCGAGGGAGAUCAUCCAGGCCAGUACUCGCGUGAACUAUGGCCAGAAUUUGCAGCUGAUCCAUGGGUUGGAGUCUAUCGUUUGUAUGGCUACUGAUGGGGCCGUCUCGAUUGAAGGCGGGAACUGGCGCAUCUUCGAUGCCGCGUUGAGCGCUUCGCAUGCCCAGGUCAAUGUGAACACUACUGUCACUGGGAUUACACGCAAUGAUGAUGGCACUGUGCAAGUAUCGUCGAAGCUGGACGCCGCCACCGCUUCCACUUCCGAAACGACUUUCGACGAAGUUGUCAUUGCCGGUCCUUUGCAGUACUCUGGCAUUUCGAUAUCGCCUUCAUUGGACCACAACCCGGAUGAAAUCCCAUAUGUGAAUCUGCACGUUACUCUCUUUUCGUCUCCGCACCGCCUCGCACCGCAGUACUUCGGACUCGAUCCCAAUGCCAGGGCACCAGAGACGAUUUUGACGACCCUCCCAGAGGACUUCAUCCCUGAGAAUAAGGCUGAUGUCGGACCCAGCGGUUUCUGGAGUAUCAGCACUCUCCGAACAGUGGAUCAUCCCUCUGUCGACUCCGAGGAACAGCAUUAUGUCUACAAGAUCUUCUCGCCAGAGCGCCCGACCGCUGAGUUUAUUGCUGGUAUCCUAGGUCUGGAAAAGGACUCUACAUCGAGCAAUAUGACGAUUGGAGAUAUUUCCAAGAAUGAUAUCAGCUGGUUCCAUGAGAAACUGUGGAACCCUUAUCCAGUUCUAUACCCGCGAGUCACAUUUGAAGACACGCUUCUGGCUCCAGGUGUAUGGUACACGGGUGGUAUUGAGAGCUUCAUCUCGACAAUGGAGACAAGUGCUCUGAUGGGCCGAAAUGUGGCGACCCUUAUAUUCCAGUCAUGGCAAAAGAAUGUUCGCGUUAACCACGGGGCUUCUACAGAGGGAAAAUCGGAGCUAUAA